Messenger RNA from Archocentrus centrarchus (flier cichlid), 2619 nucleotides. It is a transcript of the gene smurf1, whose product is annotated as SMAD specific E3 ubiquitin protein ligase 1. Gene Ontology annotation, molecular function: SMAD binding; ubiquitin protein ligase activity. The record is from RefSeq and is a predicted model, not a curated record. Gene Ontology annotation, biological process: negative regulation of BMP signaling pathway; protein ubiquitination; proteasome-mediated ubiquitin-dependent protein catabolic process. Gene Ontology annotation, cellular component: cytoplasm. Lineage: Eukaryota; Metazoa; Chordata; Actinopteri; Cichliformes; Cichlidae.
CAGUACGUGCUUGAGCCUGCCCGAAAAUGUUCUCCCGUGUUGUUGGAUUUCGAAGGAGCGCAAGACUUUGCGGUGGAAUAAUACAUUUUUAUCCGUGAGGAAACCAACAGCAAUCCGCAUGUGUGGGAACUGAAGUUACUCGCAGUUCCAUUCCUGGGUGAAACUGUGAUUUGGGGGCGGCUCAAACGGGAAGUUUGUGUGAUCGUUUUUCCCGGAGUGAUGUCGAAUCCUGGGAGUCGGAGGAACGGGUCCAGCAUCAAAAUCCGACUGACAGUGUUAUGUGCCAAGAACCUCGCAAAGAAAGACUUCUUUCGUCUGCCAGAUCCAUUUGCUAAGGUCGUGGUGGACGGAUCAGGUCAAUGCCACUCUACAGAUACAGUCAAGAGCACACUGGACCCCAAAUGGAAUCAGCACUAUGAUCUCUACAUUGGGAAGACAGACUCCAUCACCAUCAGCAUAUGGAACCACAAGAAGAUCCAUAAACGACAGGGGGCAGGUUUUCUGGGCUGCAUACGACUGCUUUCCAAUGCCAUCAGCAGGCUAAAAGAUACAGGAUACCAGCGUCUAGAUCUAUGUAAGCUGAACCCGUCUGACAGUGAUGCAGUGCGGGGGCAGAUUGUAGUGAGUCUGCAGACACGAGACCGCAUUGGCAGCGGAGGUCCUGUUGUGGACUGUAGAGGACUGCUGGAAAAUGAUGGGCCUGUGUUUGAGGGAUGUUUCAGUGAAGAACCGUUGCCCUACUCUGAUCCCACUGGUGCUGCAGGAGGCGGGAACUGUCGGCUUGACUCUCCCAGUCAGGAGAGCCGUCUUCAGACACAGCGAAUCAGAGGGCAGGACUCCAGAGGUCAUGGCCACACCCCUCAGAACAGACCUCAUGGGCACCAACCGCCUGACCUGCCAGAGGGAUACGAGCAGCGAACAACAGUGCAGGGCCAGGUGUACUUCCUUCACACACAGACAGGCGUCAGCACCUGGCAUGACCCCCGGAUACCACGGGAUUUGGCCAGCGUGAGCUGCGAGGAACUCGGCCCAUUACCGGUGGGCUGGGAGGUCCGAAGCACUGUGUCUGGCCGGAUCUACUUUGUGGACCACAACAACCGAACCACACAGUUCACAGACCCGCGCCUACACAACAUAAUCAGCCAGCAAUCCCAAGUGAAGGAAUCCUCCCAGGCCCCCCAGAUGGAUGUGGGGAGUGAGGAAGGGGGAGGUGGAGGAGUGAGCAGCGGCGGAGGAGGAGGAGAUGGAGAUGUGGCGGCGCGAUAUGAGAGAGAUUUGGUGCAUAAGUUAAAGCUGCUCCGCCAUGAACUGUCACUGCAGCAGCCUCAAGCGGGACACUGUCGCAUAGAGGUGUCCCGAGAGGAGAUCUUUGAGGAGUCAUACCGGCAGAUAAUGAAGAUGAGGCCCAAAGACUUGAAGAAACGGCUAAUGGUGAAGUUCAGGGGAGAGGAAGGCCUGGAUUAUGGUGGGGUGGCCAGGGAGUGGUUGUACCUGCUGUGCCAUGAAAUGUUGAACCCCUAUUACGGCCUAUUCCAGUACUCAACAGACAAUAUCUACACACUACAGAUCAACCCAGACUCCUCCAUCAACCCUGACCACCUGUCAUAUUUCCACUUUGUGGGUCGUGUGAUGGGCCUGGCAGUUUUUCACGGUCACUACAUCAACGGGAGCUUCACGUUGCCCUUUUACAAACAGCUCCUGGGCAAACCCAUCCAGCUCAACGACCUGGAGACCACCGACCCCGAGUUGCACAAGAGCCUCGUCUGGAUAUUAGAGAAUGACAUCACUUCAGUUCUCGAUCACACGUUCUGCGUGGAGCACAACGCCUUUGGGAAGUUCUCACAGCACGAACUCAAGCCUAAUGGCCGUAAUAUCUGUGUCACUGAGGAGAACAAGAAGGAAUAUGUAAGACUUUAUGUGAACUGGAGGUUUAUGCGUGGAAUUGAAGCCCAGUUUCUGGCACUACAGAAAGGGUUCAGUGAACUCAUCCCACAGCACCUCCUCAAACUCGACCAUAAAGAACUUGAGUUGAUCAUUGGUGGACUAGGAAAAAUAGACCUUGCAGACUGGAAGACUAACACUCGUCUGAAACACUGCUCAAGUGAAAGCAAUGUGGUGCGGUGGUUCUGGCAGGCAGUGGAGGCCUUCAGUGAAGAGAGGAGAGGACGCCUCCUGCAGUUUGUCACGGGCUCCACCAGGGUCCCACUACAGGGGUUCAAAGCGCUGCAGGGUUCUGCAGGACCAAGGCUCUUCACCAUCCACUUAAUAGAUGCCAACACAGAAAACUUGCCCAAGGCUCACACAUGUUUCAACAGGAUAGACAUCCCUCCCUAUGAGUCUUAUGAGAAGCUUUACGAGAAACUGCUGACUGCUGUGGAGGAGACCUGCGGCUUUGCUGUGGAGUGAUGAAUCCACACACACUUGGCACUUGCACGUGCACACAGACUAUGUGACAUUUUACAUAUAUGCACACACACAGACCGAAUACCAAGUAUACACCAAGUAUACAGAGCAGCCAAGCAUCACAAGAACACACUCUCUCCUGCCACCCCUUCACCUCCCAAUCUCUUGGAGGUUAAAGGAGGAAGCACAGCGGGGGUAGGAAAAAAAGAAGAAGAA